GGAAGGAAGGGAAGGGGAGCGGGCUGCGCUGUUGCCCUUUUAAGCGAGCGAGCGGGCGCCAGAGGCCGGUACAAAGGGAGCUCCGCCGUGCCCCGCCGGCUGGGGCUGCCCCGGCCCCGCCAUCUUCCGCCCCGCAGGCGCGGCCGGGGCCAGGGUCGGGCCGGCUGAGUCGGAGGGAGGCGGCGGCAGCGCAGGCCCGGGCCCGGAGAUGAGGCCAGGAUGUCGGUGUCAGGGCUCAAGGCCGAGCUGAAGUUCCUCGAGUCCAUCUUCGACAAGGACCACGAGCGCUUCCGCAUCGUCUCCUGGAAGCUGGACGAGCUCCACUGCCAGUUUGUGCUCCUGCCGCCGCCGCCGGGCUCCAGCCCACAGCCGCCGCCGCCGCUCACCAUCCACUGCAACAUCACGGAAUCUUACCCCUCUUCAUCACCAAUAUGGUUUGUAGAAUCAGAUGACCCAAACCUGACUUCAGUCUUAGAGCGUUUAGAAGAUAUUAAGAAGAGCAAUACUCUGCUUCUUCAGCAGCUGAAGCGAUUAAUAUGUGACCUCUGCAGAUUAUAUAAUCUUCCUCAGCAUCCAGAUGUUGAAAUGUUAGAUCAGCCAUUGCCAGCUGGACAGAAUGGAACAACAGAAGAAGUUACAUCAGAGGAGGAGGAGGAAGAUGAUAUGGGUGAAGACAUUGAAGAUCUGGAUCACUAUGAUAUGAAGGAGGAGGAACCAGUUGAUGGGAAGAAAUCUGAGGAUGAAGGCAUUGAAAAAGAGAACCUUGCAAUCUUAGAAAAAAUCAGAAAAAAUCAAAGGCAAGAUCACUUAAAUGGUGCAGUCUCUGGGUCAGUUCAGGCUUCAGAUCGACUUAUGAAAGAACUCAGGGAUAUAUAUAGAUCACAGAGUUAUAAAACAGGGAUAUAUUCAGUGGAACUGGUAAAUGACAGCUUGUAUGAAUGGCAUGUUAAGCUUCUCAAGGUUGAUCCUGAUAGCCCACUGCAUAGUGAUCUUCAGGUCUUAAAAGAAAAAGAAGGUGUAGAAUACAUUUUACUCAACUUCUCUUUUAAGGAUAACUUCCCUUUUGAUCCUCCCUUUGUGCGAGUGGUGUCUCCUGUGCUCACGGGAGGGUAUGUCCUAGGUGGAGGUGCAUUAUGCAUGGAACUUCUUACUAAACAGGGCUGGAGCAGUGCCUACUCAAUAGAAUCAGUCAUCAUGCAGAUCAAUGCCACUUUAGUCAAAGGAAAAGCCAGAGUACAGUUUGGAGCCAAUAAGAAUCAAUAUAAUCUAGCAAGAGCACAGCAGUCCUAUAAGUCACUAGUACAAAUACAUGAGAAAAAUGGCUGGUACACUCCUCCAAAAGAAGAUGGCUAAUGCUGAGGACUGUUGUAUACCUGGACCAAUGUCAACAAAACAAGCUCUUUUUUAUGUUUUCCAACACAGACUCAAGCUAUGAGUGCCCCUAUAACAGCUGUACUGAGGACUUUAGCUAUUAGAUAAGUUAGUGGAUAAUCUGUCAACUGACACGUACAGUAUAAGUUACAGCCUUACCAUUCCGCUCUUCUUAGGCAUCUGGACUGAGCAGUUUGGGCCUUUACCAUAUUUGUUCUUAUGGAUUAGGCAGAUUUGGGCCACGCCCUCCCUUCUCCCUUUUUUUAUUUGAAAGCAUAAACUCUCCCUGCAGCAGGCUAUCAACUUACUAAAGAUCAUACAAUAGGAGUGAGUUGUUCACACACUUCUGUGUAUUUCUUACUUUUUGCAAAAUGCAGACUGCAGAGACUUGCAUUGUAUUGUUUCAUUUAAAGCCAAGAAGUUUAAUACAUUGUUUAAUACUGUUUUAGGAAAUGUCAGUUCUUGCAAAUCACAGUAGUUUUUCUGGUCUAAAAUGACAGCGUUUGUAGUAUUUUCCAAAUUACUGAUAUAGGAAAAACACAUGUAUGUUAAGUCAUUAAACAUUUUUCAUGGCUGUAUGAGAAUAUGAACUGUUUAUUGGAAAAGAUGCUCUUUGUUUAGAUUAUUUUAAUUUUUUUUGUUUGGUUUUUUCCUUUUUAUUUUGUUUUGGUUUUUUGUUUUUAUGCAGAGCAAGGCUGUGCCAAUAAAACCUUGUAACUAGUCACUUCCACUGGGGCGUCAGAACUUGCUGGGCUGUUCCUGCUACUUGUUGGCUCAACCUCCUUAACAAGAAGAGCCACAGUAUGAAGCUUGAAGUUAUUUAAAAUACUAAAAACCGUUUUAGGUGUUCCAUUUUAUUAACGGGCUGUUGCAAUCAUUUCUAAACUAAUGAACUUAUAAAGUGAUUGGCACAAAUUGAGAUGAAAGUCCAUGAAUGAAAAAUUUUUAUAUAAAAACUACAAUAAAGUACAAAAACAAUGUCAUCCAAUUCAGAGGCAUAAGAAAUGCUGCCAUAGUCAUGACGGUGGUUUUGUUAUUGAAAGACUAAUGGGAACUGUUCUUUCUUUAUUAGGAGAUGAGUCUGGGUCUGUGUACUUACACAAUUCCAUUGCCUUACCAGAAUCGACUCUUAUUUUGGUUGUAGUACUAGUCCUUAGGCCUGUGCACUCCUCGGGGCCGAGCGAAGGGUGUGUUCCAUGGAUUAAGCACUUUCAGAAGUGCAGAAGCAUGUUUUUAUGGGUUUUUUUUUAGUUGACUAUCGAACUUGUGCUCUUUUCUCUAUCAGGCGCCCGCGGGUCCUUGUGCAUUUGCUUCUAGAUCCAGUUUUUAGCUCGAAAGAAACGACCUGGGCGAGCUUUGGCGGCGCUCCCGGUGCCCGGUGCGCGCUGUUCGCGGGCCGAGCGCCGGGGCUGUGCCGCUGGCCGGGCACGGCGGGGCUGCGGCGGCCCCGGCCUCCGCCCUGCGGCGCACGCUUCGGUUUGGGUUCCAUUUCUUCUGGCAGAGUUCCUUGGCAAUGUACAGUAAUUUGUAAACUUGCAUCAAGUUUAUGAAUAAAAAGCAUUUUACGAA
Agelaius phoeniceus (red-winged blackbird) is the source of this 2940-nucleotide messenger RNA. It is a transcript of the gene UBE2Q2, whose product is annotated as ubiquitin conjugating enzyme E2 Q2. Lineage: Eukaryota; Metazoa; Chordata; Aves; Passeriformes; Icteridae. Gene Ontology annotation, molecular function: protein binding. The record is from RefSeq and is a predicted model, not a curated record.